GGCGGUGCAGGUGGCGGCGCGCGCCCUCCGCCACUGGGCCCGGGCCAGGCUGCGCUCAGCGCGCCUGGAGGGGCGGGAGGGGCGGGGCGGCCCCGGUCCCAGCCCCAUUUAACUUCGCGGCGGCGGCUGCGGCAACUGCGGCGCCGCGGGCUGGAGGCCGGCGUCGGGGAAGGUCACGGUACCGGAUUGUGCACGAGGUGUUGAUCCGGCCGCUUCUCCCGGUGGCUCCCCAGUGCGCCCAGCCGGGGCUGCACGUUCCGGACGCUUCUGCAGCGCAAGGCUUUAAGUGAGAUCCCCAGGAGACCAGACCUAAUGGCUUCCUGGAAGACCCCCUGGUGGUUGCUGAAGUGGAUGGUUUUCACACACUCUACCCUUCUGCAGACCAUUGCAGAGAAGUCUCCGGGAGCCUAUUUCCUUCCUGAGUUUGCACUCUCUCCUCAGGGAAGUUUUCUCGAAGAUACAACAGGGGAGCAGUUCCUUACUUAUCGCUAUGAUGACCAGACCUCAAGACACGCUCAUUCAGAAGAAGAAAAAGAUGGCAACUGGGAUGCCUGGGGAGCCUGGAGCGACUGCUCUCGGACGUGUGGGGGCGGCGCGUCCUACUCCCUGCGCAGAUGCCUGACUGGGAGGAAUUGUGAAGGGCAGAAUAUUCGGUAUAAGACAUGCAGCAAUCAUGACUGCCCUCCGGAUGCAGAAGACUUUAGAGCCCAGCAGUGUUCCGCCUACAAUGAUGUUCAGUAUCAAGGACAUUACUAUGAAUGGCUUCCGCGGUACGAUGACCCUGCUGCCCCGUGUGCACUCAAGUGUCAAGCGCGGGGACAAAACUUAGUCGUGGAGCUGGCACCUAAAGUCCUGGAUGGGACCCGCUGCAACGCUGACUCCCUGGACAUGUGCAUCAGUGGCGCCUGUCAGGCAGUGGGCUGCGACCGGCAGCUGGGGAGCAGCGCCAAGGAGGACAACUGCGGAGUCUGUGCCGGCGAUGGCGCCACCUGCAGGCUUGUGCGGGGACAGUCGAAGUCACACGUUUCUCCUGAAAAAAGAGAGGAAAAUGUAAUUGCUGUUCCUUUGGGAAGUCGAAGUGUGAGAAUCACAGUGAAAGGACCUGCCCACCUCUUUAUUGAAUCAAAAACGCUGCAAGGAAGCAAAGGUGAACACAGUUUUAACAGCGCUGGAGUCUUUGUUGUAGAAAACACAACAGUUGAAUUUCAGAAGAGUUCAGAGAGGCAAACCUUUAAGAUUCCAGGACCUCUGAUGGCUGAUUUCAUCUUCAAGACCAGGUACACUGUGGCCAGAGACAGUGUGGUCCAGUUCUUCUUUUACCAGCCCAUCAGUCAUCAGUGGAGACAAACUGACUUCUUUCCUUGCACUGUGACAUGUGGAGGAGGAUAUCAGCUCAAUUCUGCAGAAUGUGUGGAUAUCCGCUUGAAGAGAGUCGUUCCCGACCAUUAUUGCCACUACUACCCUGAAAAUGUGAAGCCCAAACCCAAACUGAAGGAAUGUGGCAUGGACCCUUGCCCAUCAAGUGAUGGAUUUAAAGAGAUUAUGCCCUACGACCAUUUCCAACCUCUUCCUCGCUGGGAACAUAAUCCUUGGACUGCGUGCUCUGUGUCCUGUGGGGGAGGGAUUCAGAGGCGGAGCUUCGUGUGUGUAGAGGAAUCCAUGCAUGGGGAGGUGCUGCAGGUGGAGGAAUGGAAGUGCAUGUACGCGCCCAAGCCCAAGGUCAUGCAGACUUGCAAUCUGUUUGAUUGCCCCAAGUGGAUCGCCAUGGAGUGGUCUCAGUGCACAGUGACUUGUGGCCGAGGGUUACGUUACCGGGUUGUUCUGUGCAUCAACCAUCGUGGACAGCACGUUGGGGGCUGCAACCCACAGCUGAAGUUACACAUCAAGGAAGAAUGUAUCAUUCCAAUCCCAUGUUAUAAACCAAAGGAAAAAAGUCCUGUGGAAGCUAAAUCACCUUGGCUGAAACAAGCGCAAGAACUAGAAGAGACCAGAAUAGCGACGGAAGAACCAACGUUCAUUCCAGAACCCUGGUCAGCAUGCAGCACCACUUGUGGACCAGGUAUUCAGGUCCGAGAGGUGAAGUGCCGCGUGCUCCUCACGUUCAUGCAGACGGAGACCGAGCUGCCUGAGGAAGAGUGUGAAGGCCCCACGCUGCCAACAGAGCGCCCCUGCCUCCUGGAAGUAUGUGAUGAGAGCCUGGGCUCCCAAGAGCUGGACAGUCCCCUCCACGAGGACAGUGAGGUGACUUACGACUGGGAGUAUGCAGGGUUUACCCCUUGCACUGCGACGUGUUUGGGAGGCCGUCAGGAAGCCAUAGCAGUGUGCUUACAUAUCCAGACCCAGCAGACGGUCAACGACAGCUUAUGUGACAUGGUCCACCGCCCUCCAGCAAUGAGCCAGGCCUGUAACACGGAACCCUGCCCCCCCAGGUGGCACCUGGGUUCCUGGGGGGCCUGCUCAGCAACCUGUGGUGUUGGAAUUCAGACCCGGGACGUGUAUUGCCUAUACCCGGGGGAGUCCCCUGCCCCUUCUGAGGAGUGCAGAGAUGAAAAGCCCCAUGCCUUACAAGCAUGCAAUCAGUUUGACUGCCCCCCCAGCUGGCAUAUUGAAGAAUGGCAGCAGUGUUCCAGGACAUGUGGUGGAGGAACUCAGAAUCGAAGAGUCACCUGUCGGCAGCUGCUAACAGAUGGCAGCUUUUUGAAUCUCUUGGAUGAAUUGUGCCAGGGACCCAAAGCGUCAGUCCACAAGUCCUGUGCCAGGACAGACUGUCCCCCACACUGGGCUGUGGGAGACUGGUCAGAGUGUUCUGUCAGUUGUGGUGCUGGGAUCCAGAGGAGGGAGCAGGUGUGUCAGAGGAUGACAGUCAAAGGCCGGCACGUUCCCCUCAGUGAGAUGAUGUGCAGGGAUCUCCCGGGGCUCCCUCUCGAAAGGUCCUGCCAGAUGCCUGUGUGCAGGAAAAUGAAACCAGAGAUGAAAACAAAACUUAGUGAGCAGGGACCCCAGAUCCUCAGUGUCCAGAGAGUCUACAUUCAGACAAGGGAGGAGAAGCGUAUUAACCUGACCAUCGGUAGCAGAGCCUAUUUGCUGCCCAAUACAUCUGUGAUUAUCAAAUGCCCAGUGCGAAGAUUCCAGAAAUCUCUGAUCCGGUGGGAGAAGGAUGGCCAUUGCCUGCAGAACUCCAAACGGCUUGGUGUCACCAAGUCUGGCUCACUAAAGAUCCACAGUCUCGCUGCCCCAGACAUCGGUGUGUACCGGUGCAUUGCCGGCCCUGCACAGCAAACAGCAGUGCUGAAGCUCAUCGGUACAGAUAACCGGCUCAUUGCACACCCAGCCCUCCAAGAACACCUGAGGGCAUUUCCUGGGAUGGACCACAAUGAAGCCAAUGGCUUAGGAGUCACAUGGCAUAAAAUGCGGCAGAUGUGGAGUGACAAACAUGAGCUUUAUCUGGGUGAUGGCCAAAUUCCUAACCAGUCUUUCCUGAGAGCUCUUUUAGGCCACUGCAGCCAUUUGGAAGGAAACAGCAACUCCUGGGAGUUUAAAGACAAGCAGUUUGAAGCGGCAGUUAAACAGGGGGCCUAUAGCAUGGAUGCAGCCCAAUUUGAUGAGCUGAUAAGAAACAUGAGUCAGCUCAUGGAGACCGGAGAGGUCAGUGACGACCUGGCAUCCCAGGUGAUUUACCAGUUGGUGGCUGAGUUAGCUAAGGUGCAGCCCAUACACAGGCAAUGGAGGGGCAUCCAGGAAGAGGUGACUCCUGCUGUUCAGCUCAGGGGGGGGACAGAAAGUGUGCCCCAAAGCACGAAUGCAAAGAACUCAGGCAAGUUGACAUUCAAGCCAAAGGGACCUGUCCUCAGGAGGCAAAGCCAACCUCCCUCAGUCUCAUUUAAUAAAACAAUAAAUUCAAGAAUUGGAAAUAUAGUAUAUAUCACAAAAAGGACAGAGGUCAUCAACAUACUGUGUGACGUUAUUACCCCCAGUGAGGCCACAUAUACGUGGACCAAGGAUGGAGCACUGUUACAGCCCUCAGUGAAAAUCAUUCUGGAUGGAACUGGGAAGAUGCAGAUACGGAAUCCUACAAGGAAAGAACAAGGAAUAUACGAGUGCGCUGUAGCUGAUCGCCGCGGGUCAGAUGUGGAGAGUUCUUCUGUGCUGUACGCAGAGGCACCUGUCAUCUUGUCUGUUGAAAGAAACAUCACCAAACCAGCGCACAACCAUCUGUCCAUUGUGGUUGGAGGCACCGUGGAGGCAGCCCUUCAAGCAAAUGUGACGAUCCGAUGUCCUGUGAAAGGUGUUCCUCAGCCUAAUAUAACUUGGUUGAAGAAAGGAGGAUCUCUGAGUGACAAUGUUUCCUUGCUUUUCAAUGGAUCCCUGUUGUUGCAGAACAUUUCCCUUGAAAAUGAGGGCACCUAUAUCUGCACAGCCACCAACGCUCUUGGAAAGGCAGUGGCAGCAUCUGUGCUCCACCUGCUGGAACGAAGAUGGCCAGAGAGUAAAACUGUAUUUCCCAAGGGACAUAAAAAGUCUGUUCUCAAGGCAUCUGAUAGUAGAGCCAACAGCAAUGGCCCAACAGGAGAACCCCUGCUUCAAGAGCCUGUUUGGGAGCCUGGUAACUGGUCACAUUGUUCUGCCACCUGUGGACACUUGGGAGCCCGCAUUCAGAGACCCCGUUGUGUGAUGGCCAAUGGGCAGGAAGUGAGUGAGACCAUGUGUGAGCACCUCCAGAAGCCACUGCCUGGGUUUCAGCCUUGUAACGUCCAGGACUGCCCUGCGAGGUGGCUCACUAAUGCGUGGUCGGAGUGCUCUGUGACUUGCGGUGAAGGAUUCCACAGUCGGCAAGUGACAUGCAAGCAGAUAGGAGCUGAUGGAAUGGUGCAGGUUGUGUCUCCAGCAGCGUGUGCCCAUGGAGACCGGCCUCUGGGAAGAAAGCCAUGUUCUGUCCAUCCAUGUGCUCCAGGGGAACCAGGGAACCAGUGUCCUGGACGUUGCAUGGGUCAUGGUGUGAGGAUGCAGCAGCACCACACAGCUUGUCAGCACCACAACAGCUCUGACUCCAACUGUGACAAUAGAAGGAGGCCCACCUUACAGAGGAACUGCACGUCAGAGACCUGCGAUAUUUGUUGGCGUGCGGGCCCCUGGAGGCCCUGUACAGCAGCCUGUGGCAGGGGUUUCCAGUCUCGAAAAGUUGACUGUCUGCACACAAGGAGCUGCAUGCCUGUGGCUGAGAGACACUGUGUGCAGAAAAAGAAACCAGCUUCCUGGCGGCACUGUCUGGGGCCUUCCUGUGAUAGUAUGUACCCCUCUCAGGAGAUUGCACAGAUACAACACACUACUGCAUGUCUGUGAAGCGCCUUAAUCUGUGUUCGCUGCCCCUCUACAGACAAAGGUGCUGUCAGUCGUGUCGAAAAGGAUAAACCUCUGGAGGGGUCAUGAUGCUGCUGUGAAGAUAAAAGGAAAAUAUCAAAGCUCUUCUCCCCAUGUCGCUGGUUCAGAAUAUAUAUGUAUUUCUUAAAAGACUCUAGAUUCUAUGAUCAAAGAGGGGUUGAUACAAAAACACCACUGUUAAAAUUUUGUAAAGUGAAAUUUUCUUAUGGUCAAUUUUUAAUUCCAAUUUUUAAAAUUGUUGCAUUCCAGGAUUAACAAAAAUACCAUAACAUACCUGUCAUUGCACAUGGGACCUCAUCAAGUCUGUCUAACCAGGAAAUCCCCAAGAUCACAGGGCACCAUCAUGUGCUGCCUCUUUCCUGUGAUUUGUGGAUUAGCUCAGAGUGGUACAGCCUGAAAACCUGGGAAGCACAGCAACUGAUGACUUUUCAAGUUGUAGAGUUUCUAUAGGUUUUAAGGUAUUUACAUUUUAGAAGCUCUGGCCAGUUAAGAUGUUAGAUCCUUAAGUUUAGUCUGUGACAAAGAGACAGUCUCUCUGGACAGGCUUGUGGCACUGACUGACCACAGAUUCAUGGAGGAUGGCAUCUUGUCCUUGCCCUUAGAGCUCUCAUGGAAGAAAACACACAGUAGAUAUCACUGCCAAUUUCACAACUACAGAAAUCUGUGACCAAGUGAGACAUCUUGGAAGUCAAAGAAGAGGGAAAGUUACCCUUUUCUACUGAUUUCGAAGAACACAUAUAUUCAAAGCUUUUUUAAAGAACUGUGAAUGAAUCUGUUUUAAAGCACUAUUCUGUUGCACACAAGCAGAAAUACCAAAGCCUUAUUAGACCUAAUUUAUGCAUAGAAUAAUAUCCUGAGGAUUUUUAUUUUGGAAAAUUUAUAAGAAAGUAAUCUAAAUAAGAAAUGUGAUAGUUAAAAAGAAUUGUUUAUAGUAAAUAAAUGUUUUAAUUUGAGCAAUUUUUCAGCAAAUCCAAAGUGAAUUAGGUUAGGCUAGAAGUUACACUGUUCAGGUUAGAGUUAGGAUUUGGUUUAGGAUUUAGAGAAAAAGGCAAAGAUUAGUUUUAGUUUUAGGAUUAGAGCUAGAACUGGGUUAGGUGAGAAAAGGAGUUAAGUUAGGGUUAAGCUAGAGUUGGCUUUAGGGGUUAGGGACAGGGCCAAUUGAGGUCAGGAUUGAGUUGGUUUUAGAUUGGGGCCAAUGCUGGUGUUAGUGACAGUGUCAGGGUGAAAGUUAAGUUCGGAGUAAAUGUUGUUGCUGAAGUAGAUUCAGGCUGGCAUUAAAUUGUCAGUUGUAGAGCUGAUUUGGUUAUGGGGCUCUUUCUCUUAUAUCCUAGUGAUGACUUUAGAUGACACACAACCCAAAAUAACUGGUCAUACUUCUUUAUUCUGUGUCCCAGCUGCCUGCACACAUGCUGCCUACAGCCUUGUUGGCCACAGAGUUAUCUGCAGCAGGUUGUGCUGGACCUGGUCCCUGGUCAGUAUAAGUGAACCGUGCAUUGUGGCUUUGGCUUUGUCUGUGGACAAGCCUGCUGAGUUCCUCUACAAUAUUCUGGGCACCAGGUUUGUCCUCACUGACACUGGGAUGAGCACUACUGUAUGUAGGGGGGUUUGGUGGCUGGGGAUGAUAGAAGAAGGUGAAGAGGAUACACCAGCCCAUGAGUUGUUAAUGGUCAAUCACAUUUGAUUGUUGGUUAUUAAAUUAAAAGAAAGAUCAUUUGUAAAUUACUCUUUGUAUAUAUUUAUGAUAUGAAUUAAAGGUGCAAUAUUUUAUUUUGUACAGUAUGUAAUAAUAAAGACAUGGGACAUAUAUUUUUCUUAUUAACAAAAUUUCUUAUUAAAUUGCUUCACCUUUGUAUUUAAAAUUAAAGGUUACUAUUUUUCAUUGGCUGUUAUACUUUUAUCAUUGUCAUUCAAAUGGCAUUCUGGUGUACUGUAUUUUACUACUGUUUUUAUAACACGAAAGUUAAUGUUUCUCUUUCAUGAUUCUUAAGUAAUUCAGAAAUAAAUUUACUUUUAUUAUUCAGUGGCAUCCUUAUAAAUGUAGGCACUUAUUUGUGUUAUAUUUUUUGUAUCCUUGGGUAUCGUCACCUUGGCUGCCUGCUUGUUACUUUAGGAGCAACCCCAAUGGGGUUCAAUGCCACCUUGGACUUUCCUUUG
Molecule: messenger RNA, 7533 nt
Organism: Nycticebus coucang (slow loris)
Lineage: Eukaryota; Metazoa; Chordata; Mammalia; Primates; Lorisidae
Gene: ADAMTSL3
Product: ADAMTS like 3
Exons: 30
Coding region: 313-5340 (1675 amino acids)
Biological process (GO): extracellular matrix organization
Cellular component (GO): extracellular matrix
Molecular function (GO): metalloendopeptidase activity
Source: RefSeq, a predicted model, not a curated record